Messenger RNA from Capsella rubella, 1716 nucleotides. Its product is annotated as probable glycosyltransferase At5g25310. The transcript is spliced from 4 exons. NCBI's taxonomy places the organism in Eukaryota, Viridiplantae, Streptophyta, Magnoliopsida, Brassicales, Brassicaceae. The record is from RefSeq and is a predicted model, not a curated record. Gene Ontology annotation, molecular function: glycosyltransferase activity. The coding region runs from base 100 to 1581 and encodes 493 amino acids.
UCUUCACUCUUCACUCACCCACUACUCUCUCUCUCUCUCUCUCUCUCUUCUCCGUCUCUCUGAAAUUUUCCCGGGAAAGCGUUUUCUCGGAGAAACCCCAUGGAUAAGUUUCAGAACCGGUUCACGAGAUUCGGAUUCAUCUCGGUUUGUAUCGGAUCGAUCGCGCUCGUACUUUUGUUAUCUCGUUGCUCGACUUCCUUCUUCGAUUACGCUCUUGAGAAAUUCGAAUUCUCGUCCCCAGAAUCCGAGCUCCGGAGUAACGUUUACACUAUUACCGCCGCCGAAGAAGAAAUCGAAAACAGAGCCGCCGCCGCCGUCGUCGUCGUUGAUUCUCGCCAUGUUUCUCAACAGAUCCUCUCACUCCGAUCUACUAAUUCCUCUUUACAACAGAGUAAACCGGAAAAACUAAACCGGAUCAACUCAGUGGAACGAGGAUUAGCGAAAGCAAGAGCAUCGAUUCUAGAAGCUUCUUCAUCUUCUCCGUCGAGUCAUCGUAACACUACAUUGUUCAGCAUUGAUCUUCCAAACCCAGAAAUUUAUCGUAACCCUUCUGCUUUACAUCGGAGUUACUUGGAAAUGGAGAAGAGGUUUAAGGUGUAUGUAUACGAAGAAGGUGAGCCACCGUUGGUACACGAUGGACCUUGUAAGAGUGUAUACGCGGUUGAAGGGAGGUUUAUAUAUGAGAUGGAGAGAAGGAAAGCUAGGUUUCGUACUUACGAUCCUAACCAAGCUUAUGUCUACUUCUUGCCGUUUAGUGUUACUUGGUUGGUUCGGUACUUAUACGAAGGCAAUUCUGAUGCUAAGCCUUUGAGAACGUUCGUUUCUGAUUAUGUUAGAUUGGUUUCGACUAAUCAUCCGUUUUGGAAUCGGACUAAUGGUGCUGAUCACUUCAUGCUUGCUUGUCACGAUUGGGGUCCUCUAACUUCACGAGCUAAUAAGCAUUUGUUCAAUACAUCGAUUCGAGUAUUGUGUAAUGCUAAUUCAUCAGAAGGGUUUAAUCCUACGAAAGACGUGACUCUUCCUGAGAUUAAACUCGUUGGUGGUGAAGUUGAUCCAAAACUCAGGUUAUCUGCAACACUAUCCGCUUCUCCGCGGCCUUAUCUCGCGUUCUUCGCAGGUGGAGUCCACGGUCCUGUUCGACCGAUUCUCUUAAAACACUGGAAACAGCGUGACCCGGACAUGCCUGUAUUUGAGUACCUUCCUAAACACUUAAACUACUACGAUUUCAUGAGAAGUUCGAAGUUCUGUUUCUGUCCCAGUGGCUACGAGGUAGCUAGCCCUAGAGUCAUUGAAUCCAUCUACUCAGAGUGUAUCCCCGUCAUUCUCUCUGUUAACUUCGUGUUGCCGUUCACUGAUGUUCUUCGUUGGGAGACUUUCUCUGUUCUGGUCGAUGUUUCAGAGAUUCCGAGGUUGAAAGAGAUUCUCAUGUCGAUCUCUGAUGAGAAAUACGAAUGGCUUAAACGUAACUUGCGGUCUGUGAGGAGACACUUCGAGCUUAACGAUCCUCCUAAGAGGUAUGACGCGUUUCACUUGACUCUUCACUCCAUUUGGUUACGUAGACUUAACUUGAAGCUUACGUAAGGAGGACCAUCUCAUAGGUAAAACGUUCUGUUAGAUAUUAUUGUAAAGUCAUAUCUCAGAAAUGUAUGUAAACCCUUAAUGUCUAGAUUGAAUAUUUGAUGUUAUUAGUAUAAAAUAAAUAAUUACUAAAGCCAA